This is a messenger RNA of Myiozetetes cayanensis, 2217 nucleotides long. RefSeq names its product endonuclease domain-containing 1 protein-like. The record is from RefSeq and is a predicted model, not a curated record. The coding region runs from base 110 to 943 and encodes 277 amino acids. Gene Ontology annotation, molecular function: hydrolase activity; nucleic acid binding; metal ion binding. The transcript is spliced from 3 exons. NCBI's taxonomy places the organism in Eukaryota, Metazoa, Chordata, Aves, Passeriformes, Tyrannidae.
GAUCAGACAGCUGUUUCUCCAGGGAGAAGAGGCAAGGAGCGGCUCAGCUGCCUGUUCUGACACUCUGCUUCAAGGGAAGCAAGAGCCCUUCACCUGAAAUCCUCCCGCGAUGCUGCGGUUGCUGCUGCUGCAGGUCUGGGCGAGCUGCCUCUGGCUGGGACAUGGCAAGGUGGUGCAGUCCCUUUCAAAUAUAUGUGAUCAGUUUUUCUACCAGAAAAUGAUUGCAACAAAUGGCCUCCUGCCAAGGAACCGAGCCUGGAUCUGCCAGACCUUCCAAAACCAGCGUUUCUUUGCCACCUUGUACGACAAACAGAAUCGUAUUCCUGUGUACUCCGCUUACAUCUACAACCCUGGAACUGGAAAGAGACCUACGCCACAAUGGAUGGUGGAGCCCCAGCUGAUCCGUGACAAUUUGCCCAGAGACAUGCAAACAGAGAAGACCCUCAGAGAAACUUACUCAGUCAGCCAAAAGGAUAUCAGCAAUAGCCAGGCUGUCAACCAAGACUACCUGCACCUUAACAAUUUGGACCGUGGCCAUUUGAGCCCCGCUGGCCAUCAACACACCCAGGACGGCAAGACUGCGACCUUCACCCUCACCAACAUAGUGCCCCAGGAUGCUGCACUCAACAAGGGUGCCUGGAACCUCUAUGAGCAGAAUACAAUGGCUGGGAAUAGCAAGGACUGUCAAACCACCUACGUCAUUGUGGGGGCUGUGCCUGGGAACUCCUCCAUCUCCCAAAACAGGGUUAAUAUACCCAGCCACAUCUGGGCCAGUGCCUGCUGCAAGAACACCAAAAAGAACAUCAUGAUUGCUUGGGCUGCCAUUGCCCAGAACAACAAGAACAAGAUCCAGGUCCUCAAGCUCGGGGAAUUGGAGAAAAGAUUGACCCAGCUGUAUAAGAGGGGACCGGUUUCUCUGUUCCAUGCGGACUGUCCCCGUUAAUAAGCCUCACAUCCUGAGUAUAAAAGGCUUGAUUGCUUUUCCCAAAUGUCACAGAAUCACAGAAUGAUUUGGGUGGGAAGGGACCUCAAAGAUCAUCUAGUUCAAAACCCCCGUGCAAAAUAGCAGGGAAACCUUCCACUAGACCAGCUUGCUCACAGCCAUGUCCAACCUGGUCUUCAACACUUCCAGGGAUGGGGCAGACACAGCUUCUCUGGGCAACCUUUGCCAGGGCCUCACCACCCUCACAGGGAAGAAUUUCUCCCUGCUAUGUAGUCUGACCCUGCCCUCUCUCAGUUUAAAGCCAUUCCACCUUCUCCUGUCACUCCACGCCCUUGUCCCACUCUAACUCUCCCAGAGACCCUUCAGGUACUGGAAUGGGAUCUAAAUUCUCCUCAGAGCCUUCUCCAGCUCAACACACGCAGCUCUCUCACCCUGUCUCCAGAGCAGAGGUGCUCCAGCUCUCAGAAUACCUUGGUGGCCUCCUCUGGACUCCACCCCAACAGGUUUGUGUCCCUUCCAUGUUGUGGGCCCAGGGCUGCAGGCAGCACUGCAGAUGGGGUCUCACAAGAGCAGAGUAGAGGAAGACAAAUGUCCUGUGCAGUGUCCAUCCUGCUCCCUUCUCUGUGUGUUUCCAGUUCUGUCCCUCAGGACAACUCCUCCUCCUGCUCUGAUAAAAGGGAGAAAGAGGUGGGCAGAGCCUGCAGCUGGUUUGCUUUGCUGCCCAUCCUGGCACAGAGCUCUUAGGGAUGAGUCCUUGUCCUGGCACUCUGGAGGGAACAGCUGGAUAAAAGCCCAUGGACAAGGAAAUCAGAGCUUCUCACUGAGACCAGAAGGGCCUUGUUUGCCUUUUGCUCCUUGCCCACAUACAGGUCUUAGUUCCUUCCUCUCCUCAUCAGCUGUCCCUGAGAGUGUGCUGCUGACUUAUCCCUCACCUCCUGAGGAAGGCUGUGGGACUAGGGUGGCUCAGGUUGCCCACCUCAGGUGUUGUGGAGUCUCCACUGCUGGAGAGGCUCAAACCCCAAGUGGACCUGAUCGUGGACAACCUGCUCUAGCUGACCCUGCUUGAGCAGGGGUCUGGACUAGGAGAUCUUGAGAGGUCCCUCCAAACCUCAACAGUUCAGUGAUUCUGUGAUCCUGGGACGAGGUUUUGUUUGCUUGCUUUUAAACCCGGCAAAUUGUAGAAGCUAUGAAGAUAGGCAGGCUCAGGAAUCAGAUAUAGAGGAAGCCUUGACCAGUCAGAGAUAAAUUUCUGCGAUAAACUGCUUGGAUAACUU